Messenger RNA from Exophiala mesophila, 2096 nucleotides. RefSeq lists its product as uncharacterized. Gene Ontology annotation, molecular function: carbohydrate:proton symporter activity. The record is from RefSeq and is a predicted model, not a curated record. The transcript has 5 exons. Gene Ontology annotation, cellular component: membrane. Gene Ontology annotation, biological process: transmembrane transport; carbohydrate transport. The coding region runs from base 278 to 1876 and encodes 532 amino acids. Lineage: Eukaryota; Fungi; Ascomycota; Eurotiomycetes; Chaetothyriales; Herpotrichiellaceae.
UGUCAAGCCAUGUUCUAUGCAGCAUGCCAGCACCUUGAUCGUGAUCCAUGCUCAUGGAGUUGGUCUGAUGGUUGCUACGCUAUUACCAAAUGCACGCGGGCGUCGGAAGGAGACUGAAAUCUGGCAGAAUUGACUCGAUGGACUCUGCCACCAGGAUAUAAAGGGGAGAUGUGCCUACUGAGGAAUCUUCAGGAUUUGCCCUGUCACCAUUCCUUCAUCCCGACAUUCUCGCCUUUGACUCAUCUGCCACAGAGAAGAUCUGAUACACACCGCCGAGAUGGCUCAAGGCUUUUUUGAACUCGGCGGACGCCAGUUUCCCGCCGUAACAUGGUACAAAGACAAGGCUUUGAGGAAAUACUACAUCAUUUUGAUGUUUGUCGUCCUCACCAGUGCCACGAACGGAUAUGAUGGCUCCAUGAUGAACGGUCUUCAGACACUUGACCCCUGGAAGGACUAUUUCCAUCACCCCAGAGGAGGAAAGAUCGGUAUCCUCAACGCCAUCAUGUCGAUCGGUUCCCUCUCGGCCAUUCCGUUUGUUCCAUAUGCUGCCGAUUUUCUAGGUCGACGCGCAGGUAUCCUUCUCGGGUGUCUUAUUAUGCUUGUUGGUGUUGUCCUGCAAUCCAUUUCUACCAAUUUCGGCAUGUUUUUAGGUGCUAGAUACCUCCUUGGUUUCGGGAUUGCCAUCGCACACGGUGCAUCGCCUCUGCUUAUUACCGAGCUGGUCCACCCUCAACAUCGAGCCAUUUUUACCACCAUCUACAACACAACCUGGUAUGCAGGUUCCAUUGUUGCAGCCUGGCUCACCUAUGGCACUGACCGCAUUCCAAACAACUGGUCAUGGCGAAUCCCCACCAUUGUUCAAGCAGUACCGUCCUUGGUCCAGAUCUUCUUCAUCUGGUUCGUUCCCGAGUCUCCACGUUGGCAUAUUGCACACGGAAAGGAGGAGAAGGGUCUCGAGACCUUGGCAAAGGUCCACGCCAAUGGUAACGUCAACGAUGAACUUGUUCAGGUUGAGUACAUUGAAAUCCGCGACACCAUCCGUAUGGAGAAAGAGAACGAAUCAAACGGCUGGCUCCAAUUGGUCAAGACCAAGGGAAACCGACGUAGAUUGAUCAUCCUGCUCAGUGCUGGCCUCUUCUCACAGUGGUCUGGUAAUGGUCUUGUGUCCUACUACAUUUCCAAGGUAUUGGACGACAUAGGCUACACAGAGAGCUUGACCAAGAAUUUGAUCAACGGUGUCCUCCAAAUCUUCAAUCUGAUCACUGCGGUGACAGCUUGUUUCUUUGUCGACAAGGUCGGCCGUCGCAAGCUCUUCCUCACUUCUACAGCCGGUAUGCUGAUAACCUUCAUCGUUUGGACAAUUUGUUCCGCCAGAUACAACAUCACUCGCGAUAAGUCAGCGGCCAAUGCAGUGGUUGGCAUGAUUUACAUCUACUACUUCUGGUACAACAUUGCAUGGUCUGGCAUGUUGGUCGGAUACACUGUCGAGAUCCUCCCCUACAAUAUUCGCGCUAAGGGUCUCACUGUCAUGUUCUUAAUGGUCGACAUUGCAUUGUUCUUCAACCAAUAUGUCAACCCGAUCGCCUUGGACCAUAUUGGAUGGAAGUACUACAUCUUCUACUGCGCCUGGCUUGCCAUCGAAUUGGCUGUUGUGUACUUCUUCUACGUUGAAACUCGCAACACGCCUCUCGAGGAAAUCGCCAAGCACUUCGAUGGUGACCAUGCCAUCGUAGGUGGUGGUGCUGCCACCGAGAAGGGAUUGAGCCUUGCUACCGAUCUUGGCCUUGAUGGCACCCUUGCUCACACUACAAACCUGGAUGAGAAGAGACGUGGCGUUGAGAUCGAGACUCUACCCGAGGAGAGGAAGAACGUCUAAGUAGACCCCUGCGUUCUGUCGAAUUGGGAUGAUGAUCAUCAAUGUCGAUGUUAGGCCGUUUCUGCCAACACAACUACAUUUGCAACAGCAGGGCAGGUGCCAGCUGGGCUGGGCCGCCUACUACAUGGGCUGAGGCUGUUUCUCUCCUCUGCUUUCCUCUCUUUCAGAUUUAGCUAGUAAGACAAUACUUCUCGACAGUCGGCACCGGCCAAGCACCGAC